UUGUAGAAACAAAGUGAUUGGUGCAAAAAGCAAAAGAAUUGGGAGAGACUGACCCUCCUCUCCUCUCUCGCAUUUCAUUUUGCUUCUCUUCAACAAAAUCAAAUUCACUUCGAUUAACGAACAAACGCAAUGGCUCAAUCUUCAUCAGAAUCUUCUUCCUCUAACCGUAGAAACAUGAUUCCUUCAUUUCUCUACGGUUCAUCCACCAAAACCCUACCGGUUAUUCACCAGAUCGUCAGUUCCGGUCCCGCUCCGUCCGCCGCCGCGACGCCUUCACUCCGUGGAACUGGAUCCGGUAGAUUCAUGAUUCCUUCUCCUAAGGAACCUUUUGGCAAGAUCGAGAUGUAUUCACCUGCUUUCUAUGCUGCUUGUACUGCUGGUGGAAUUCUUAGCUGUGGUCUUACUCAUAUGACUGUUACUCCUCUUGACUUAGUCAAGUGUAAUAUGCAGAUUGACCCUGCCAAGUACAAGAGCAUCUCAUCAGGGUUUGGAGUUUUGUUCAAGGAGCAGGGAGUUAAGGGAUUUUUCCGCGGAUGGGUGCCAACAUUACUUGGUUACAGUGCCCAGGGUGCUUGCAAAUUUGGGUUCUAUGAGUUCUUUAAGAAGUACUAUUCUGAUAUUGCUGGCCCCGAGUAUGCAGCCAAGUACAAGACCUUGAUCUACCUUGCUGGUUCAGCAUCUGCUGAGGUUAUUGCUGACGUUGCACUUUGCCCAUUCGAGGCUGUUAAAGUCCGUGUUCAAACUCAGCCUGGUUUUGCAAGAGGUCUCGGUGAUGGGCUCCCAAAAUUUGUCAAGUCUGAAGGAGCUUUGGGGCUGUACAAGGGAUUAGUGCCUCUAUGGGGAAGGCAGAUUCCAUACACUAUGAUGAAGUUUGCCUCUUUUGAGACCAUUGUUGAGCAAAUCUAUAAGCAUGCCAUCCCACAACCAAAGAAUGAGUGCAGCAAAGGGCUGCAACUUGGUGUCAGUUUUGCUGGUGGAUACAUUGCUGGUGUACUUUGUGCAAUUGUGUCUCAUCCUGCUGAUAACCUUGUCUCUUUUCUGAACAACGCCAAAGGAGCAACAGUUGGUGAUGCUGUUGCGAAGUUUGGUGUGGUUGGUCUCUUCACCAGAGGUCUCCCUCUCCGGAUUGUUAUGAUUGGAACACUUACCGGAGCCCAGUGGGGAAUAUAUGAUGCUUUCAAAGUCUUUGUGGGGCUGCCAACAACCGGUGGUGCUGCUCCUGCUCCCGUUGCAGAGAUUGCAAAGGAAUGAAGUAAUCAACAAUGACUACAAUUUAUAGUUUGCUUAAGAAACUUAGGAAACCAGCGAAUAGGGACCAUAAAUAAACAGAGGAGUGCCGAGGUUGCUUGAGUUCUCAAGCAUGGUUGGAUGAUAUUCUUUUCAAGUUCAGACAUUGUUUCCAAUUUUCUUGCAUUUGUUAUUUUAAAUUUUGGUAGGAUGGUUUUGCUCGCAUCCUUCCAGUUGCUGAAAACUUCGUAGCUAGGAAUGAUAUAAUUUUGCGUGUUAGGGUCACUACAUGCCUCUGUCAAAAGGAAUACACAUUUGUUUUGUUGUCUAUGCAUAAGCAUGGGCGGAUAUGCAAUGCCUCGAUUGAGAUCAAUUUUUCUUCUAGUUUACCUGAUUAAUUUUCAUCCGGAA
Molecule: messenger RNA, 1638 nt
Organism: Medicago truncatula (barrel medic)
Lineage: Eukaryota; Viridiplantae; Streptophyta; Magnoliopsida; Fabales; Fabaceae
Product: mitochondrial phosphate carrier protein 3, mitochondrial
Exons: 6
Coding region: 130-1251 (373 amino acids)
Biological process (GO): mitochondrial phosphate ion transmembrane transport
Cellular component (GO): mitochondrial inner membrane
Molecular function (GO): phosphate transmembrane transporter activity
Source: RefSeq, a predicted model, not a curated record